AUGGCGGUGCUCCAGGACGAAAAUCCCACAGAAGCUUUGCACAUGAUCUUGAGAGGUGUACCAGAUCGACUCCGUUCAGAAGUGUGGGGCAGCUUGCUGAAUGCAGAAGCACAUGUGGAAGAACCGGUGGCUGAUGAAGAUCCACUCAGUCGACGCGUCUUGCGGCAGAUUGAGCUGGACCUUCCGAGGACCUUUCCGGAUGUUCCAAGCUUCAAUGAAAACCGUCAGCGAAAAAUGGGACAGCUGUUGCGCACCUAUGCUUUCUCUAAUCCUGACGUAGGAUACUGCCAGAGUAUGAACUACGUGGCUGGACUUCUUUUGCUCGUCUUUGAAGAUGUCACUGAAGCCUACUCUGCCUUCACAGUCUUCAUGCAGAUUUUCGCCCUCUCAGGAUUGUACACGAAGGAUUUUCCUUUGAUGCUGACUUACAGCUCUGCAACUUUGCGGCGGCUGAAAGAUAGCAUGAGUGAACUUCAUGAUCACUUCUGGCGGGAGAACUACAAAUUUCCCCAGUUUCCAUGCGCGUGGUUCAUGUCCUUCUUUGUGAAGCUACUGCCACUGGCACUGGUGAAGCGUUUCUGGGAUCUCCUGGUUUUGGAAGGUGGCGAUGUCUUGGUGACGCUUUGUGUAAUUUCGUUGAGGACGCUACAACCUUUUCUACUUUAUUUCGAUCAAGACGACCUGGGGAAAUUUCUGGAAUUCAUAAGGAUGCCAAAAGCCAACAGCUGGCUGGAAAGAUUCUGGCUGCAGCUGUUCCACCAACAGCUCGCUGGAGACAGCGGUUUCGAAGACUUUCAACGCGAACACCAGCUGGUGCGGGACAUAUUGAGCAACACUCCUCCUGGCAGCAUUGAUGUCGAGUCACUGGCGAAGGAAUUUUCCUUUCCCACACCAGCCAUUCAGGCAGAGUUUCUGCCAGCACCAGUGGCUGUAGAGGUGGCUGAGGCAACUGGGAGAGCUGAGAGAGGCCAACCCUCCCGCUUUCCCAGCAAGUCCUUCUGCAUCCACGGUACCUUCCAUGGCUUCAAGGGAAGAGGCACCCGUCCUCAGCCGUUGGGAAGCAGCGAGACAGACCAUGUCUGCGGUGUCGAUAGAGAUGUCCUGGGAAAUGAGGGAUGGCUUGAGAAGGCGGACCACGGGGAAGUGAAUGCAGCAUCUGCACCGCCCAACCGCUCCCCGCAUCGCCCGCGCACCUCGGAGAGCACCCCGCGGCCCAAGUUGGACUCCCUCGGCGUGCCCUCAGAGGUGCACAGCGAGCGGCCGCAGUCCCCCAGCGAGCCACGGCUGUCGCAGACCCUGCCGAGGAGAUCCUCCAGCGGCACCGGUGGCAACUAUCCAAACCUCCUGUUGUCGCAGACACUUCCCAGGCCUUCGACAAGUGGGGGCUGUCGCUCCAACGCAAGCUCACCUUUCUCGUCUCCAAGGCCUCCGUCUUCGCCGUCUGGUCGAAAUGGUAUGCAAAGCUCGCCCUUGUCCCGGCGCUACGACUUGAAACCGCCGGUGCCACCGGCCAAUGCACCGUCACCUUAUCAGGCCAAUGCACAAGCUCCACUGCAGAAUGCCGCCUUGAUGACUCGCAUAACACAGAUGCGCUUGCCAGAGGCAACCUCAGUGGUGGAAGCAAUCGUGAAUGUGGAGGGAGAAGGUGAAGCGGAGCUGCCUAUGCUCUGCGAGGCCUACCAUCAGCGGGUGGCGGAGAUUUUCAACAACCUGCAACUCGCUGCUUUAGGACCGGCUGUGGCCCUGAUCACCUCAAUGUCAGAGGCGACGCAGACGGUGCCUCUGUUGAAACCCGAAGAGAAGUUGAAGGGACUCCUAGAGUCGCGGCUGAAUUGCUUUUUGCAUCAAUCGGCACGGAUUCUCGAUGCCCGUGUGGAGAACAGCGUGCACAGUAAUCGCAACGCCCAGGGUGGAAUGCUGGGCGAAUUUGAUCACCUCUUGCUGUGCCAUGAGCAUGCAGAGAUGUUGGCCCACAAUGGGUUGGCGUCCUUGAAGAGUGUGAAAAAGACCAUGGAACAUUUGCUUCGCCUCGUGGAAAGCGCUCCCUUGGUGGAUUUGCAGCACCGAGUUUGUGAGCUUUUGAAGACGGGGGAGCGGAGCUUGGAGGAGGGGCUGCUGGAUCGUUUGAAGCAUUCCUCGAUGAAAAAUCGUACGUUCGUGGACAUGAGAGCGGUGGCAGAUGCAGUGGUAACAAUGCAUCAGAAAAUGGAGUUGCCCCUGUUCAUCCCUGAAGUGGAAGAGACUUUGUGUGUGGAACUUCCUGGCCUUGUGAAGGCUUGGAAUCUCGAGCGUCUCCAAAUGGAAUGUGAAACGGAGGCGGGUUUGCAGACCUUGACACGCUCCUCCAGCAGAGUCUGGGACAGCGUCAACAAUGAGUUUAGCAACAGGCUUUUUCAGUGGAUGCAAGAGACGAUCUCCAACCUCCGACAAAGUCGCGGGAUGGACAAAGCGCAGGCGGAGAUUGGACGGUGGAAGAAGAUGGCCCUCCGUGCGAUCAGUGUUGGGCUGGUAGCCUUUGCCCCUGAGAUGAAGGACAAGAUCAUUAGCCUAUUUGCAAGGUGUUAUGAUGAUUGUUUGGGCAAUCCACAUUUCUCCCAGCAUGCUGACGAAAUUGACCGGAUGCUAUUUCAGGUGGGGCGUGUUGGAGAAGGGUCCUGGUCAUGUUGCAGAUUAUGCCAUGUUGAAAAAACCAUUGACUUGCCAAAGCCACGAGAUUUGCUCAUCAAAGCCGUGAGUAGUUGCCUAAACUCCUGUUGGUUGAUGCCAGUUGUUCAAACCCUCCAAGUUUUGCUGGAAUCCCUUGUUUUGUUGUUAUACAUGUUAAAUCUAGAUUUUUGUUGGUUUUAA
Cladocopium goreaui is the source of this 2847-nucleotide messenger RNA. The record is from the annotation of a GenBank genome assembly. NCBI's taxonomy places the organism in Eukaryota, Dinophyceae, Suessiales, Symbiodiniaceae.